Molecule: messenger RNA, 3547 nt
Organism: Phyllopteryx taeniolatus (common seadragon)
Lineage: Eukaryota; Metazoa; Chordata; Actinopteri; Syngnathiformes; Syngnathidae
Exons: 12
Coding region: 360-2186 (608 amino acids)
Biological process (GO): cilium assembly; protein dephosphorylation
Molecular function (GO): protein tyrosine/serine/threonine phosphatase activity
Source: RefSeq, a predicted model, not a curated record
AUCAAAGUAGAACCACAACAAUCAUUUCCAUGUGUGCUGUUCAUCUUAUAUCGAUACACAAAGGCUUCUUUUGCAAUCAGGACAUGGAUACAGUAUGUGGAGGUAUAAGCACUAUUUAAUUAGUCUAAUGCAUUUAUGGCUGCUAAUCAGGUUUAGUCAAGCUGGGUCAGCUCUGCGUCUGCCUCUCAGUAAGCAGCCGAUUGUGUUAGCGUCGUGGAACACGUAUUCUGCUUCACUUUCUUUACCUUUACGCACUCAUGGAUUGGGCUAAACACAAUUAAUGGGAAUUAUAUCGCCUCUGUCCAAUAUAGUUCCAAAGGUAAGUGUUGAGUGAACUUACUACUGCUCUCUGGUGCAGAAUGCAGACCCUGAUGCCGCACGUUCCCGUUCCGCGACCCGCUUACUCCCAGGCCCGGGAGAACCUGGUGAAGGCGAUUCCCCCCAAGCUGCUGUGUCUGCUGGCCUGUGGUGGUGUGGACUGCCGUUAUGAGGGACCAGAAUGUUGGAAAGCCAACCAGCAGGUCAUCAGAGGCAUUUUCUCAUCAUGGGUGACUGAUGACAUCAUCGCCAUGGCACGACCAUCCAAAAGCUUGAUGGACAAGUACAACAUCAUCGAGCAAUUCCAAAGAUUAAACAUCAGAUCCAUCAUAAACAUGCAAAUGCCAGGUGAGCACGCUCACUGUGGCCCACCCCUGGAUCCCAAAAGUGGCUUCACCUAUUCGCCACAGACUUUCAUGGAGAAUGACAUAUACUUUUACAACUUUGGCAUGCCAGACUUCUACGUAUCGUCGCUGGUCAGCAUAAUAGAUGGAGUGAAAGUGCUGGCCUUCGCGGUGGGGGAAGGGAGGGUUGCGGUGCAUUGCCACGCAGGCCUCGGCAGAACAGGGGUCCUAAUAGCCUGCUACUUAAUCUACACUUUGCGCAUCAGUCCCAGCGAGGCCGUCCACUAUGUGCGCAUCAAGAGGCCGCGCUCCAUCCAAACGCGAGCGCAGAUCAGCCAGGUGUUCGACUUUGCUCGCCUGCUCGGCACGCAGCUGGUUCAGUACCCAGACCUCAGCCUCCGACACGGAGCCCCCGUCACCCUCCAGCACUACCUCAACCGCCAGGCGCUCCUAUUGCACGGCCAGGAGGCCCGCACGCUCAGAUACAUACCCAAGGUGGUGUACCUCCUGUGUGUGCACCUCUCCUGCUUGUCUAUGGGAGUCCCCGCAGCUCCGGAGAUAAACGCUGAAUUGGAGAAGAGGUCAGCAUUGAGGAUCUUGACCAGAGUGGUGAGGGAGACCCUGGAGUCCAAACAGUUCCUGCCCUUGCUGAGGGAGGGCCACAACAUCCCACGGGUGGGCUCAGGCUCUGUGUCCUCCUGGGAUGAGCCACUGGGAUUUUUGGAGAGGAAAAGGGACUUGCUUCUGGACAAGCGUAGCUACAGUGACUCUGACCUCAGCAAGAUGGUGGAUCUGGAGAGGAGUCCCUGGUGUACAUCGGAUGCGAUAGGACCUGAUCCGAGACCGCUGAGCGCCAAGACUGCCUCACUCUCAUCACAGCUGAUCACCAAGAACUUUCAUACACAUAAUAUGCAGCCAAGCAAUAACUCUGCUAGGAAGUUAAAACGCACAGCUAAAAAGGCUCAAUCCAAGUACAGCUCCAACAUUGAGUUGUGCAGGAGUGCACACAAUCCACGCCCAACCUCAGUGGCUCGCACCAUUGCCAAAGCGAUGGCAGACCAAGGUCCACCAGAAGAAACCAUUCUGCAGCGAUCGUUUCUUCUACAGGAGGAACUGAACAGCAGCGAAUGUGGCUGGGCUCUUUUGGUGACAGAGUUAGAUCCUCGGGUUCUCACGUAUCUGCUGUGGACCUGGCUGGAGAAGCUAAAUGAGCCUGUUCUUGGUGCUGAGGAAUUAGCAAGAUUGAGUUGUGCGGGAAGCAACAGGAAGCCUCUAGAUAUGCUCAAGAAGUCACAGAGGCACACCAUCUAUUGUUUGUUAAGCUGUAUCAACACGGUGACCAGCCUGUGUCCACACAGAGAAGAUGGCGUGCUGCAGCGGCUGAUACAAGCACUGACAAAGCGACCUCAAGAGGACAUAGGAAGCCUUGCAAAUUUAACAACUCUCUUGAGGGCCCAUUUGCGGGAUACCUUUCACAGGAACAGUUACAUCCGGAGAGCCUGCAGCUGGGACGCGACACUUUGAAUUGGACCAAUUAUUUUCAAUCAUUCUGACAUAUCGAAGGUUUUGAGGUUACGAAUGGUGCGAAAUGAUUUAGUUUGCGUGAGUGGUGAGAGAAUACAUGGUCACAAGACAUCCUCAGUUACUGACAUACUGUUUUUCAUUUGAUUGUUUUAUAUCUGUGACUUACUUUUCAUGCAAAUAUUUACUGUAAUUAUGACAUAUGCGUCAUUUUCCGACUCACGUAAAUUCUGGUUAGUGCACCGUAUGAACGGAGCGCUGUUGGUAAACCAAGGACCCCCUUUAUUUUUUAUUAAAUCUGGAUUAUUCCAAAAUAGCAAUAAAGCAAGAACAUUUUAGAUAACUUGUCAACCAAAAAGGUGUGAACAUUUUUGGCAUUCUCUGCAUGAUGGAUUAUUGUCACAUUAUGAUGUAACAUCGGACAUUUUUCAGCUAUUACAGAAAAAAAAAGUCACACUUGUUCAGCAUCAUGCUCUCACUCUCUUGUCUCUAAUAACUAUUUGGGAUUUUUAUAUAGGCGGCACAGUGGUUGACUGGUUAGAGCGUCAGCCUCACAAUUCUGAGGUGCGGGGUUCAAUCCCCGUCCCCGCCUGUGUGGAGUUUGCAUGUUCUCCCCGUGCCUGCGUGGGUUUUCUCCGGGCACUCCGGUUUCCUCCCACAUCCCAAAAACAUGCAUGAAUUGGAAACUCUAAAUUGCCCGUAGGCAUGACUGUGAGUGCGAAUGGUUGUUUGUUUCUAUGUGUCCUGCGAUUGGCUGGCAACCAGUUCAGGGUGUACCCCGCCUCCUGCCCGAUGACAGCUGGGAUGGGCUCCAGCAUGCCCGCGACCCUAGUGAGGAGAAGCGGCUCAGAAAAUGGAUGGAUGGAUAAACCUUUUCACCAUGAAUUCCCACGUACAUCUUGGUGGCUAAAACUCCAAUUGCACCACUAAUAAUCAAACCCUGACAUGUCAUCUUACUGUCAGAGCAAUUGAGAAAAUAGGGUACAUGGCUUGAAAGAUGAUCUUAGCCUUGUUUUCUACCGCCGCCGUUUGGAUGUGUGAAGUGUCAGUCAAAAAGGUGUUGUGCGAUAAAAAGCUUCCAAUUGACUAACACCGACCCUAAUUGAAAUUGAAAGGUAAGUUGAUUCAAAAAUAGACGUGGAAAUUCAGACAGUGAGUAAUUGUCCUCAACAGCUAAUUGACCUUUCUGUUGCUUAAUUAAUGGGAGAUGUGCUCUUUUGACUAUGAAAUGGUAGCGUGUUGUAGCGCUACUAUUUACGGCAGCCACUCCAUUUAUUUUUCUCACCCACAGGUUCAACUGCAUCAAUUCAUUUUUUUAAGGAAAUUGAAAUAAAUAAAAAUAAAAACAUGUUUAAAAGCCUGAA